GAGAAAAUAAAGAGACAAUUCUAAUUUUUUGUUUGAUGAAUAUUUGUUGAAAUCUAUUUCUUUGAGUGAAGUUAAUUCGUAAGCCUCUAAAUGUUAUCUAGAAAAGACCAUUGAUUCCGUUUUUCUUCAUUUAUUCUGAAAUAUCUUUCUACAUAAAAUUAUCGACGUCUAUUCGCUGCAUUAUAUUUUUAUUAUUUGCUUUCUUGUCGCUUGCCUAUUUAAUUGCAGGAGGAGGAAAUUGGUUUUAUUCCAGUGUGAAAUUUAAUUUUUGAGUUCUUCAAAGACUAGUUAAGAGAAGAGAAUGGACUCACACAGAUCCAAUAUUCGGCCCCAAGAGACAGAUAUCAUCAUCAUAGAUCAUCGGCUAUACAAGGCAGCAGCUAAGGGCGAAACUUCUGCAUUUGAACAAUAUAAAGAUUGUCUUCAUCUCUUACUGACUCGAGGUAGGAAUACAGUCCUCCAUAUCCAUCUCAAAAACAGAUUAUUACUCGCUGAAAAACAAAAAUCAACCAAGUUUGGGUUAGAGAUACUGUCUAAGAUGUUUACUGCACUUAAUAAUACCGAAAAAGACAUUGAUCCUGAAACAAAGUCAGACAAAUUUCUGAAAAAGAUCCUUGAGAUGUGUCCAACAUUGUUGACGCAACAGAACCAUAUUGGAGAAAAUCCACUGCACGUAGCAGCAAAAUACGGGGAUAUUUUGGCCGUGAAACUACUUAUUGAUCAAUGCGCAAAAAGUAAUAUUGGUAGUAGCGUUGAUCAUCAUGUAGACAGUGAAAGCGGUUUCUGUGGGGUCAGCAAGCAGAUGUUGUUGAGGAUGAAGACUAAGGCCGGAGACACGGCGUUGCAUGAGUCAAUAUUAAUGGGGCUUAAGCUUAACAAAGACACAGAUCAGUGGUGGAAACAUCAGGAAUUGGCAGAGAUUUUGCGUAAAGAAGAUCACAGUGAGGUCAUGUAUGAUCGUAAUGCAGCAGGCGAGACUCCUCUGUACCUAGCUGUCAAGGCAGGAUUUUUUUAUGUGGUAAAAAAUGGGUUGCGAAACAUAGAUGCACAGACAACAUCUACUUAUUAUGGUGGCUACGAUGGCAAAACUAUUCUGCAUGAGGCAGUAAUAUCCGAUUUUUGGGGAAUCCAUGUUAUUCUGAAAAGAGGGAAAGAGUUAUGCAGAGUAGCAGAUGAUGAAAAAGGUUGGGUUCCAUUACAUUAUGCUGCAAACCUGGGAAACAAAUCUGCAAUUGGGACGUUGUUAGAAUGCGAUCCAUUUGCAGCAGGCAUCAAAGACAAAAAUGGUCAGAUACCACUUCAAGUAAUAGCUGAUCCCAAAAUUUGUCGUUCAUUUAUAAGAGAAAUUAUAGCAUGGUCUCCAGAUUGUUGUGAAUCAUUAUUGGUCGAUGAAAAAUUUUAUCAUGAUCACCAUGCUGCCACCGAGUUCGACAAGAUCACCUUACAAGACCGUCGAAUUAUCAAAUACUUUGGUCGCAAUUUUAUGGAAUUUGAAGGAGAAACCAAAAAUGCUUUCAAGAUUUGGACAAAGGCGUUCAAUGAUCGUAAAAAGCCGGAUGAGGAAAAGUCGUUGGACAAAGAAUCAACUCUAGUGGUGGCUGCACUCAUUGCUACUGUGACAUUCGCAGCUGGUUUCACUUUACCAGGUGGUUAUUUGAGCGGCGGUGAUAACCUGCCAAGCAACGCAGGCUCACAACCGGGCGCUGCUGGAAGUGCAGUUCUAAGCGAAAAUGCAGCAUUCAAGGCAUUCCUUAUAUCGGAUGCAAUAGCCAUGGCGCUUUCUAGUUGUGCUGUAUUCAUCCAUAUGUUCUUGGCACUCAAAAAAGAUCGGACAAAGGACUCGUCAUAUUUCUUGCUCGCAUUCAAGCUCAUCAUAGUGGCCAUGGUAGUCAUGGUGAUUGCGUUUAUGACAGGCAUUUAUGCGGCCUUAGGAUCUUCGAAUGCAUUCGCCAUUGCUUCUUGCGUGUUCAUCAGCGUGUCUUUCUUGCUUUGCAUUCUCUAUCUCACUUUCGGAUAUUUCACCGACAGUGUUUAUUAUUUUCUUCGUGAAUGCGCUUUCUGCAUUUUAUCGACCUUCGGCUAUAUCUUCGUGCGCCCCAUCGUGCUCCCCAUCGUCCUAGCCAUGGAUUAUUAUGAUGAUUACAAAAAUUGGAGAAGACGAGGCCAAUUAGAUAAGGAUUCACAACAAGAAAAUUCCACUGAGUACACAGAACAAGAAGGUGAUCCACCUCCAAAAUCUAAUGAUUCAAGAAACCUGGAAACAUUACCUGAGUCUAACGUGAAUCCAAGGACUCCCUCCAUAAAUGAAGAAAGUGCAAAAUCAUUGAAGAAUGCCAACUAUUUAGAGGCUGAAAAAGGCCACGAUGCGGUCUGAUCCGACGAGCAGUUGAGUAAGGUAAAGUUUUUAAUAUGAUAUUCAGAGGUUGAAGAAGGUGAACAUGAAUUAAUAUUGAAUUCAUGGUUUAGGAACCUUCUGUUUGAAAAUAAAAAUAAAAAUUACUGUGUAUUAGUUAAUAUAUUAUACCAAAUAAUAUACAAACACAAAAGUGAUUAAGUUUUAUUCAAGUAAAAUAAAGUACAAAAAUAUAUAAUUGAGGUAGAAGGUAGAGAUUAUAGAAUAACCAAUAUUAGAGUCGAGAUAAGAACUUAAUUUUUUAGCCUUUAGGCAAUUUUUGUUCCGUUGAUGCUAAACUUGUUGAAGUGUGGCAAUUUUGCCACUUGAUGGUGCAUGUCACCGGCUAGCAUGCACACCUUGGUAUCAAAUCCUUUCCUUUUAUGAGUUUAUAUUUUUUUGUAUGUUUUUAAUUUAUGCAAGGUAUAUUUUGAUAAUGUUUUGUGCCUAAGUUAUGUAUGCAAAAUUAUAGGCAAGAUUAUGCACAAAAGAGUAGGAAUGUUAUGCUUGAAAUGCCUAU
Ziziphus jujuba (common jujube) is the source of this 2912-nucleotide messenger RNA. RefSeq names its product ankyrin repeat-containing protein NPR4-like. The record is from RefSeq and is a predicted model, not a curated record. Gene Ontology annotation, molecular function: protein phosphatase regulator activity; protein phosphatase 1 binding. Lineage: Eukaryota; Viridiplantae; Streptophyta; Magnoliopsida; Rosales; Rhamnaceae. Gene Ontology annotation, cellular component: plasma membrane. The transcript has 4 exons. Bases 302 to 2374 code for a protein of 690 amino acids.